Molecule: messenger RNA, 1653 nt
Organism: Effrenium voratum
Lineage: Eukaryota; Dinophyceae; Suessiales; Symbiodiniaceae
Source: the annotation of a GenBank genome assembly
AUGUGGGAAGGGAGCUGGAGCUGUGAGCAGUGGAGGUACUUCGUGGACCACGCGGGAGAUGAUCAGGCGAAGCAGCCUGGUCAGAAGCAUGCGAUCGAUGGUUUGCAAAGUGCACCGCCAAACGCAAAGAUCCACUUCGCGCCAAGGCACGACAAGGCGAAAGAGGAUGCCAAGAAGGAGGAGGAGGCCCGCAAAGAAGAGGCCCGGAAGGUGGAGGAGAAGCGAGAAGAAGCCAGACGUGAGGCCGAGGCCGCAGCGGAGCGGCAACGGCAGGAGCAGCGAGACAAGGAUCGCCGAGAGGAAGAGAAGCGGAAACAAGAAGAGGAGGAGAGGGAUCUGGCCAGGCGCAGAGAGGAGGACAGGAAUCGCGAGCGAGAACAAGAGGAGUCACGCCGUCGGGAGGAGGACAGGCGGGAGCAGCAAAGGAAAGCUGACGAGGAGGAGAGACGCCUCCGCGAGCGGGUCAGCGAGCGGGAGCGGGCGGACCAGAGGGGUGGGUUUCAGGAGGUGGAGCAGAUGAACAUGUUCAAGGAAGGCUUUGCCCUCUGCAGCGCGCCGGCGCAGAUCAACAUCCCCCGAGACUACUGGACGCAGGUGGUGGAGCUGCCUCUGCCCACGGGCGUAAAGCUGGAGCGCACGGGGGGCGGCAAGGAGUCGACCCGCCGCGCCGCGGAGCUCCUCUCCGAGGCCAAGUUCCCGGUGAUCCUCAACGGUGCCGGGGUGAUCCUCUCGGGAGGGACCGAGCAGUCCGUGAAGCUGGCGGAGCGCUUGGGCGCGCCGGUUUGCUGCAACUACCAGCACAACGACGCCUUCCCGGGAGACCACCCGCUGCAUAUGGGGCCUUUGGGCUACAACGGAUCCAAGGCGGCCAUGGAGGUGAUGUCCAAGGCGGACGUGGUUCUGGCGCUGGGCACGAGGCUCAACCCCUUCUCCACUUUGCCGGGCUACGGCAUGGACUACUGGCCGAAAGAUGCCAAGCUGAUCCAGGAGAAGAAGGCAGCCUGGGCAUCUGAACUGGAGAGCCUGGACCACGAGCUGGACGACGAGGGCACCACCUGGAACCAGCGCGCGCGCCAGGAGGCCAUCAUGUCUUCGGACAUCGGCAACAACUGCGCCAUUGGCAACGCUUGCCCCUCCUUCGCCUCGCCGCGGAAAUACCUGGCCCCGGGCCUCUUCGGGCCCUGCGGCUACGGCUUCCCGGCCAUUCUGGGCGCCAAGGUGGGCAACCCCGACGUGCCCGUGGUGGGCUUCGCUGGGGAUGGCGCCUUCGGCAUCUCCGUGAAUGAAAUCACCGCCUGUGGGCGCGGGGAUUGGCCCCCGGUGACCAUGGUGGUCUUCCGGAACUUCCAGUGGGGCGCGGAGAAGCGCAACACCACGCUCUGGUACGACGACAACUUUGUGGGCACUGAGCUCAACAAAGGCGUGGAGUACGCGGAGAUGGCCAAAGCCUGCGGUCUGAAGGGUGUGAAGGUGCAGUCGGUCGAGCAGCUGGAGCGAGCCUUGAGCUCGGCCAUCGAGGGCCAAAUGAAGCGCGGAGAGACGACCCUGGUUGAGGUGCUGCUGAACCAGGAGCUGGGAGAGCCCUUCCGCAGGGACGCCAUGAAGGCUCCGGUGCAGGUCGCCCCCAUCAAUGCCAGCGACAUGGCGGAGUGA